Gossypium raimondii (Peruvian cotton) is the source of this 2201-nucleotide messenger RNA. Its product is annotated as 3-hydroxy-3-methylglutaryl-coenzyme A reductase 1. Gene Ontology annotation, molecular function: protein binding; hydroxymethylglutaryl-CoA reductase (NADPH) activity. Gene Ontology annotation, cellular component: peroxisomal membrane; endoplasmic reticulum membrane. NCBI's taxonomy places the organism in Eukaryota, Viridiplantae, Streptophyta, Magnoliopsida, Malvales, Malvaceae. The record is from RefSeq and is a predicted model, not a curated record. The transcript has 4 exons. Bases 133 to 1890 code for a protein of 585 amino acids. Gene Ontology annotation, biological process: sterol biosynthetic process; coenzyme A metabolic process; isoprenoid biosynthetic process.
UUUCCCUCAAUUCCGUUUCUCCUUAGAACGUAGCGGAACUGUCUCGCACCCUCUCGUUUUCACAUUUUCCUAUUUUAUGCUCUCAUCCUCCGCCGUGCCUUCCGCCGUCGGCUUCCUUCACCACCGCUAUCAAUGGAGACCCACCGGCGAUCUUCGAUUAAUUCCGUUCGGUCUCACAAGCCGGCAAGGCCAAUUGCUUUGGAAGAUGAUUCCACCAAAGCUUCUGACGCAUUGCCACUUCCUUUGUAUUUAACGAAUGCUGUGUUCUUCACUCUCUUUUUCUCGGCUGUUUAUUUCCUUCUUUGCCGUUGGCGGGAAAAGAUCCGAUCCUCUACGCCUCUCCAUGUCGUCACCUUUUCCGAGAUCGUUGCGAUUCUUGCUUCCGUUGCGUCGUUUAUUUACCUUUUGGGGUUCUUUGGUAUCGAUUUCGUUCAAUCUUUGGUUCUCCGGCCAUCGGCUGACGUUUGGGCUACUGAAGAUGAUGAAGUGGAAAGUGAAGUUUUGCUUCGUAAUGAAGAUGCUCGUCACGUUCCUUGUGGACAAGCACUUGAUCGGUCGAUUCGAUCUUUGCAACCUCCGGCACCUAUUGUAACUGCUGAGAAAGUGUUCGAUGAAAUGCCCGUGACAGUUAUGACUGAGGAAGACGAAGAAAUAAUUAGAUCCGUUGUUUGUGGAAUGACUCCUUCAUAUUCUUUGGAAUCUAAAUUAGGUGAUUGCAAGAGAGCAGCUGCGAUCAGGCGUGAGGCUUUGCAGAGAAUAACAGGGAAGUCAUUAUCAGGAUUGCCCUUGGAUGGUUUUGAUUACGAGUCGAUAUUGGGACAGUGUUGUGAGAUGCCGGUUGGUUACGUGCAGAUUCCCGUGGGCAUUGCUGGGCCUUUGUUGCUUAAUGGAAGAGAAUACUCGGUUCCCAUGGCAACCACCGAAGGAUGCUUGGUAGCUAGCACUAAUAGAGGCUGUAAGGCUAUUCAUUUGUCUGGUGGAGCUACAAGUGUUCUAUUGAGAGAUGGGAUGACUAGAGCUCCUGUUGUGAGGUUCGGUACCGCAAAAAGGGCGGCUGAUCUGAAGUUGUAUUUGGAAGAUCCUGAAAAUUUCGAGACCUUGGCUUGUGUUUUUAACAGAUCAAGCAGGUUUGCUAGGCUUCAAAGCAUCAAAUGUGCAAUUGCAGGGAAGAAUCUGUAUUUAAGAUUCUCAUGCUUUACUGGUGAUGCUAUGGGGAUGAACAUGGUUUCCAAGGGAGUUCAAAACGUUUUAGAUUUCCUUCAAACCGAUUUCCCUGACAUGGAUGUCAUUGGCAUCUCCGGAAACUUCUGUUCCGACAAAAAGCCAGCUGCAGUAAAUUGGAUUGAAGGCCGAGGCAAAUCUGUCGUCUGUGAGGCCAUCAUUAAUGGUGAUGUAGUGACGAAGGUCUUGAAGACAAGUGUAGAAUCUCUCGUGGAGCUUAACAUGCUUAAGAACCUUACUGGUUCUGCCAUGGCUGGAGCUCUGGGUGGAUUUAAUGCUCAUGCCAGUAACAUUGUCACUGCUGUCUAUAUAGCCACUGGCCAAGAUCCUGCCCAAAAUGUCGAGAGCUCUCAUUGCAUCACCAUGAUGGAAGCUGUUAAUGGCGGCAAGGACCUUCAUGUCUCUGUCACAAUGCCUUCCAUUGAGGUUGGCACUGUUGGUGGUGGAACUCAGCUUGCAUCACAAUCAGCUUGUUUGAACCUUCUUGGUGUCAAGGGUGCAAGCAAAGAAUCCCCUGGAGCAAACUCAAUACUCCUUGCGACUAUCGUAGCCGGUGCUGUCCUUGCCGGCGAGCUGUCACUGAUGUCAGCACUUGCUGCCGGGCAACUAGUGAAAAGCCAUAUGAAGUACAAUAGGUCUAGCAAGGAUGUUUCCAAGGUUUCUUCCUAAAUUUGAUGAAAAAAAUGACCUUGGUGUCUGUCAAAGCCUGAAAAAUUUGGUGUAAAGUUGGAAGCUGAAAGAGAGACAUCAUCAUCUCUUAGUAAUAAGCUAAGUAGACUUGCAUGUAUUUGUAAUUUACUUCUAUUUAUUUUUGUAUUUUGUUUUUGUUUUGUUUUUUAAAUUUUUCUUAAGUAAGUCAAUGUAAUCUGAGGUCUUAGAUUUGUGUAAAAUGACAGGAUUGUUAUUAGCAUUUUCUUUCUUUUGGUUUCUCUUGGUUGAGAAAUGAGUUAAUUGCACACAUCCCUAAAUUAUGAACUUCA